AUAUAUAAAGAGAUGAUGGAGACAAUAACAACAUCUGGGAAUGCAUAUCUAAGUUCAUUAUUAUAGUUGUAUUAGUAUUUCUGGUGCGUCAUUGUAUGAAGAGCGAGUGAAAGCAGCGCGGUGUGAGCUCCGGGUCCAGGUCCAGUGUUGGUUAGCUCCAGCUCCGGGUCCAGGUCCAGUGUUUGUCCUGGACUCCAGUCCUGGUUUCCCGUCCUCCCGUCCCUGCUGGUCCGGACUGUGCUGUGCUGUGCUGUGCUGAGCUGUGCUGGAGGAGCAGACUGAGUUCAGAGAGCAGGCGGAGCUGAGCAGAGCAGGACCGGGACCUGGAGAGCCUGCGUGGUGUCUCCGUCUGGAGGGUUACAGAAGCCGGGUAGAGGACUAGAGGACUAGAGGACUAGAGGACUAGAGGACUAGAGGACUAGAGGAGGAGGCUCUGAAUCUCUGGAGGUGAAGGGGGUGCCGGCUGGCUGCUGGCGUCUCUGCGGGGGAGGAGCACACACAAUGGGGGGAGGACGCGCUGGCGUGGUGGGGGGGGGGUUCAGCUCCGUGUCCCGGACCCACAGAGGAGAGAGGAGCGCUGCUGGUGGGGGGGGGGGAUGAGUGUGUUUACUGAGAUGUUUGCACAUCUGGAUGAGUGUGUUUGUGAACGGUGGAUCUAACCCUCGGGGUGAGCAGAGGAUCAUUCUGAUAAUAUUCAUAUUCAUAAUAAUAAGAGAGUAGUGGGAGAUGUACCUGCUGGACAGCAGCUGCUCUGAGAGGAUGGACAGGGGGACGCCUCAGAGGAAGACCGUCUACCGGAUCUCCCUCACCCUGGUGAAGAGGGAGAGUCUGGAUGAUGAUGAUGUUGAUGAUGAUGCGGGGUCGGGCUCGGUGGAGGUGCAGCGCGGCGGCCUGCUGGAGCAGCUGAAGGAGGUGGAGGACGAGUCGGAGGACGUGGCGGCGUCUCACGGCUACAUGAGGACCUUCAGGACGUUCAGCACGGGCCAGCUGGAGCUGGGGAGGGUCAAACUGAGCAGGAAGCUGCGUCUGCAGAAGGAGCUGAAGGCCGCCAGUCCGGUGGAGGUGGAGGUGGUGGAGCACGCCAAAGAGGAUGGUAAAGAAGCUGCCGUGGAGAACGGCGGCGUGGAGAAGAAGAAGAAGCUCCUGAAGGCGAGGAGUGUGGAGGAGAAGAGCAACGGGAAGGCGUCCUCCCCUGAGACGCCUCCUCUGAAGCGCCCGCCGGGCCUCCUGAGACGCAGCUUCAGCUUCAGACACUGGACCGGCGGCGAGCUGCUGCGCCUGCGGGCGCUCUCCAAGGACAAACACCACAGCAGCUCCGGAUGCAUCAGCCGGGACGCCGCACCUGGCGGCGGCGAGAAGGAGGCUCCCGUCGAACCGCCACCGCCAACUCCCCGCCUCGACCCCACCAGACAGAAGAGCAGGACCCUGGAGGUCGGCGCCGUCCUCAACAAGACGGACUCCAUGUCCGAGCUGAGCCACUGGGAGCGGGCGCGAGGCGGCAAGAACCGCACGCUGGACAACAGCGACCUGCUGCGCAUGGCGUCCGACAAGGACGCCUCAGGGUUCCUGCUGAGGGGAGGCGGCGGGCGCUCCAGCGAGAGGCGGCUGGUUCGCUUCUUCAGCGGGAUCUUCUCCCGGAGGGACGAGGCCAGUCCGGUGGGGAGCCCCGGGACCAGCCGGUCCCUCCGGAGGAGCAGGAGGGCCGUUCUGACCCAGUCCAGCACCGAGAGCAUGAACGGAGGCAGCUCUGAAGAUGCGUUUGUGAACAGUCAGGAGUGGACGCUGAGUCGGACGGUACCAGAACUCAAAGUGGGCAUUGUGGGUAACCUGGCCAGCGGUAAGUCGGCGCUGGUCCACCGGUACCUGACGGGGACGUACGUCCAGGAGGAGUCACCUGAAGCUGACGUGGAUGCAGGCGGUCGCUUCAAGAAGGAGAUCGUGGUGGACGGUCAGAGUCACCUGCUGCUCAUCAGAGAUGAAGGAGGCCCCCCCGAGGCUCAGUUUGCGUUGUGGGUGGACGCUGUGAUCUUCGUCUUCAGUCUGGAGGAUGAGAUCAGCUUCCAGACCGUCUAUCACUACUUCAGCCGCCUCGCCAACUGCAGGAACGCCGCCGACCUGCCGCUGGUCCUGGUGGGCACGCAAGACGCCAUCAGCUCCGCCAACCCGAGAGUGAUCGAUGACAGCCGAGCCAGGAAACUGUCCAACGACCUCAAACGCUGCACCUACUACGAGACCUGCGCCACCUACGGCCUCAACGUGGAGCGCGUCUUCCAGGACGUCGCCCAGAAGAUCGUGGCCACCAGGAAGAAGCAGCAGCUGUCCAUCGGGCCGUGCAAGUCGCUGCCCAACUCGCCGAGUCACUCGUCUGUCUGCGCCACACAAGUGUCCGCCGUCCACAUCAGCCAGACGAGUAACGGCGGCGGCAGCCUGAGCGACUACUCGUCGUCGGUGCCGUCGACGCCCAGCACCAGCCAGAAGGAGCUCCGCAUCGACGUGCCGCAGACCACCAACACGCCCACGCCCGUCAGGAAGCAGUCCAAACGGCGCUCCAACCUCUUCACCUCGAGGAAGGCCAGCGAGCCGGAGAAGGACAAGAAGGGUCUGGAGUCUCGAGCCGACAGCAUCGGCAGCGGGCGAGCCAUCCCCAUCAAACAGGGCAUGCUGCUGAAGAGAAGCGGUAAAACCCUCAACAAGGAGUGGAAGAAGAAGUACGUGACGCUGUGUGACAACGGACUGCUCACCUACCACCCCAGCCUGCAUGACUACAUGCAGAACGUCCACGGUAAAGAGAUCGACCUGCUGAGGACCACGGUGAAGGUGCCGGGGAAGAGGCCGCCUCGCGCCGUGUCCACCUGUGCCGCCGUGCCGAGUCCCAAAACCAACGGCCUGACGAAGGACAUGAGCGGCCUGCAGCUGGGACAGACGCCAGGUUCGGUGACCAGCAGCUCGUCGGUGUCUCAGAUGGCGAGCGGCGUCAGCUUGGUGUCGUUCAACAGCCGCGGCGGCGGCGGUCCGGAGGGGAUGCACCAGCGCUCCUACUCCGUCUCCAGCGCCGACCAGUGGACCGACGCCACCGUCAUCGCCAACUCCGGAGUCAGCACAGAUACCGGUCUUGGGGACUCGGUCUGUUCCAGUCCCAGUAUCUCCAGUACCACCAGUCCCAAGAUGGAGCCGCCGCCGUCGCCGCACGCCAACCGUAAGAAGCACCGGAGGAAGAAGAGCACCAGUAACUUCAAAGCGGACGGCCUCUCUGGUACUGCGGAAGCCAAACGUAGAGCGUGGAAACUUAACCGUGUUGGUAGCCUUCGCAGCAUUUACUACGCCAACAGUCUGCACACCUCAGAAGAACAAGAGGAGAACUUUGAGUUCACCAUCGUGUCGCUGACGGGCCAGACGUGGCACUUCGAGGCCACGUCGUACGAGGAGCGCGACUCCUGGGUCCAGGUCAUCGAGAGCCAGAUCCUCGCCAGCCUGCAGUCCUGUGAGAGCAGCAAGAACAAGUCUCGUCUGACCAGCCAGACGGAGGCCAUGGCUCUACAGACCAUCAGGAGUCUCCGUGGUAACGGACGCUGCGCCGACUGUGAAGCACAGAACCCGGACUGGGCCAGUCUGAACCUGGGGGCCCUGAUCUGCAUCGAGUGCUCGGGAAUCCACAGAAACCUGGGAACCCACCUGUCCCGGGUCCGCUCCCUGGACCUGGACGAGUGGCCGCUGGAGCUCAUCAAGGUCAUGUCUGCCAUCGGCAACGAGCUCGCCAACGGCGUGUGGGAGGCCAACGCGCAGGGACGCCUGAAACCGGCGCCGGACGCCAGCAGGGAGGAGCGGGAGCGCUGGAUCCGGGCCAAGUACGAGCAGCGUCUGUUCGUGGCGUCGCUGCCGACCACCGACCUCUCUCUGGGCCAGCAGCUGCUGAGGGCCACCGCCGAGGAGGACCUCCGCGCCGUCGUCCUGCUGCUCGCCCACGGCUCCCGGCAGCAGGUGAACGAGACCUGCGGGGACGGGGACGGACGCAACGCGCUGCACCUCGCCAGCCGCAAGGGCAACGUGGUCGUCACGCAGCUGCUCAUCUGGUACGGCGUGGAUCUGAUGGCGAGGGACGCCCACGGCAACAGUGCGAUGGCGUACGCCCGGCAGGCCAGCAGUCAGGAGUGCGUGGACACGCUGGCUCAGUACGGCUGCCCCGACGAGCGCUACCCGCUCAUGGCCACGCCCAACCUGCCGCGCCGCAACACCAACCGCAACAACAGCUGCAGCAGCGCCGGGAGCGCCGCGCUCAUAUGACUCUAACAAACCCCGACUUGGGAGAGCUUUUAUUUUGGGAACCACUACCAUGCGUCGACUCGCCCACCUCACCUGACAACCGCCGCCGCCGCCGUUAAGACUGAUUAGAGACUGACGGCGGCUCGGCGCUGACGCUGCUUUGGAGAAGCAUGGUGGGAAAUGUGGACCGUCGUCGAGCUCAAAAAGACGUCGCCGGCUCAUCAGAGCUUUUUUGGGAAUUAAUCACGUGACUUCUGACAACCAAUGACGGCCAGUGUGACGCUGUAGUGACAUCAUACCUCAUCAUAAUCCAACACUACGAGUCCAAUCUGUCUCGCCAAAACAUAUCGGCGUCUCUGUGAACACGUAACGAAGAAAACUGUGAGACACCACGAAGGAAGCGAGAGUCUUCGUAGCAUGCCCAUCAUCAUCAUCAUCAUCAUCAUCAUCAUCAUCAUCAUCACGUUAUGACCUCCAGCGUCACUGUCUGACCUUUAUUUCAUGAACUCUGUGAACUCUCCGGCCUUUAUUUAGUUUCUUUUAUUAAUGUGAAAACUAUCUCGAUGUUUAAGAGGAAAAAAAACACUUAGAGGUAAAAACAGAAGAAGUGUGAUAGAUCGCAUGUCCUACGCACUUCCUGCUUUGUUCUCCUUUCAUUUAAGGCUUUCUCUUCCUGACUGUGUAUCCUGUAUCUUGAUGUGCGUCGCCGGACCAAUCGUUAAAGAGGAGGUCGUUUUCUGGAUGUAUAAAGUCAUUAAAUGUACAGAAGCUCUCACCAGGCUCAGGGACCCGGAGACUGUCCACCGGCAACACCCCCAACGUCCUCAAACCACAGUUAACGCCGUUCUCACUUCACUCCGUUCACAUUUAGAACAAGUCCAACUAAUUCAGAAAACUAUAACGUUACGUUACGUUACGUUACGUUACGUUACGUUACGUUACGUCACGUCAUCAAACAAUCUGCAGAUUACUUUCUCCAUUGACAUUAAGAUGACAUCCAGAUGUGGGAAGGUUUACAGUCAAAACUGAGUCCAGAUUUGGUUCGGUUUUGAGUCAAGAACGAGUACAAAAGUAAUCUUGUUUUGAGUGAAGACUGAGUCCAAAAGCGAUUCCAAAUGUGGUCUUGUUUUGACUCAAAACCAAGUCUGAAUUUAGGCAAGUUUGAGGUCAAGAUGUGGCUACGUUUUCAGUGUAGAACGAGUCCAAACGUGGUCUUGUUUUGAGUCAAGACUGAGUCCAAACGUGGUCUUGUUUUGAGUCAAGACUGAGUCCAAAUGUGGUCUUGUUUGAGUCAAGACUGAGUCCGGAUGUGGUCUUGUUUGAGUCAAGACUGAGUCUAAAUGUGGGCAAGUUUUGAAUCAAAAGCGAUUCCAAAUGUGGUCUUGUUUGAGUCAAGACUGAGUCCAGAUGUGGGCAAGUUUUGAAUCAAAAGCGAUUCCAAAUGUGGUCUUGUUUUGAGUCAAAACCGAGUCUGAAUUUAGACAAGUUUGAGGUCAAGACUGAGUCCAAACGUAGCCAAGUUUUGAGGUCCAGAUGUGGCCACGUUUUGAGUCAAGACUGAGUCCGAAUGCGGUCUUGUUUUCCGUCGAAAAAUUAGUCCAGAUUUGGUUAGGUUUUGAGUCAAGACCAAGUCCAAAUGUGGUCUUGUUUUAAGUCAAGACUGAGUCCAAAUUUAGACAAGUUUGCGGUCAAGUUUGGAGUCCAAAUAUGGUCCAGUUUUCAGUCAAAACGGAGUCCAGUUGUGGCCUUGUUUUGAGUUAAGAAUGAGUCCAAAAGUGGUCUUGUUUUCAUUUAAAACAAAACAAAUUCAUAAGAAAGAAAACUCUCCAUAACCAUAAAUAUAACGUUACGUAUAGUUUUUCUUUAUUAAACAAUCUGCAGAUUAGAUAGUUGGAUUCAGACUAUUUAUUUAUUGUAAAGAGAAAUGAGAGUUGUGAUUAUUUGUCUUUCUAUGUUGGAUUAAUCUGAACUGACUGAAUUGAGAACAUCUUAACCCCCGAAGCUGAUUUACAUCCCGGUGGAAUAACGUUUAAUUGAAACUGUCCUUGUGGUGAAUUUUAUUGUUUUAACGUGUAAAAAGUGGAAUAGAAAAAGGAAGCAGCUACACGGAGCGAAAAGGGAAUUCAUCUGCUUCUUCUUCUUCAGGUUUUUAAUUCAUAUAAUCUGCUGUCAGCUCAGACAAAUCAGUGAUUCCGUUACGUGAAUAUGAUACCAGUAACAUCGUGAUUCUGUUAAACUCUGUUAUGUUGCUUCAAUGAGCUCUCACCGAGUUCCCUCCAGUCCCGUCCAAUCAGACAGUCUCCCUGAUCUGCUCAGCGAAUCACUAAGAAGGGCUUCUUCUUCUUCUUCUUCUUCUUCUUCUUCUUCUUCUUCUUCUUCUUCUUCUUCUUCUUCUCUGGUCUCCUUGUUGUAAAUAAUCUCUCUCUCUCUGUCAACAGUGUAAAUUAGAGAACACAGGAAGUACUUACUGUACGCCGGGAUGUCGGGUUGCACAGUGGAAGUGAUUUAUUCUAAUGUGUGUUUCAGCAUGGACUGAAUAUGUUUGGGUUCGUCCAGGGCAGGAAGUGAAACUAUUGCAGGUAACGAGGCGUCUAAACCAGUAAACCGCUGGUUCCCAGAAGGCGUCUAAACCAGUAAACCGCUGGUUCCCAGAAGGCGUCUAAACCAGUAAACCAGUGGUUCCCAGUAGGAGUCUAAACCAGUAAACCAGUGGUUCCCAGAAGGCGUCUAAACCAGUAAACCAGUGGUUCCCAGAAGGUUUCUAAACCAGUAAACCGGUGGUUCCCAGUAGGUUUCUAAACCAGUAAACCGGUGGUUCCCAGAAGGUUUCUAAACCAGUAAACCAGUGGUUCCCAGAAGGUUUCUAAACCAGUAAACCGGUGGAUCCCAGAAGGUUUCUAAACCAGUAAACCGGUGGUUCCCAGAAGGUUUCUAAACCAGUAAACCGGUGGUUCCCAGUAGGUUUCUAAACCAGUAAACCGGUGGUUCCCAGAAGGUUUCUAAACCAGUACACCGGUGGUUCCCAGAAGGUUUCUAAACCAGUAAACCGGUGGUUCCCAGAAGGUUUCUAAACCAGUAAACCGGUGGUUCCCAGAAGGUUUCUAAACCAGUAAACCGGUGGUUCCCAGAAGGUUUCUAAACCAGUAAACCAGUGGUUCCCAGAAGGUUUCUAAACCAGUAAACCGGUGGAUCCCAGAAGGUUUCUAAACCAGUACACCGGUGGUUCCCAGAAGGUUUCUAAACCAACACACCGGUGGUUCCCAGUCCCAGGAAAUCUUUGCAGAACUACGAUUACAAUCUGAACGGUCACAAGACAGUUUACAGUGAAAUAUCCCCAAAAAACUUAAAUCUAGUCCGAGAUAAUUCAAAGUUUUGAGAACAAGUCAAGACCGAGUCCAAAUGUGGUCUUGUUUUGAGUCAAGGCUGAGUCCAGAUAUGGUUGAGUUUUGAGUCAAAACAGAGUCCAUAUUUGGUUCGGUUUUGAAUCAAGACUGAGUCCGAAUGUUGUAAAGUUUUGAGUCAAGACUGAGUCCAAAUGUGGUCUUGUUUCGAGUCAAGACUGAGUCCAAACGUGACUUUGUUUUGAGUCGAAACCGAAUCCAAAUCUGACCUUGUUUCGAGUCAAGACUGAGUCCAAAUGUGGUCUUGUUUUGAGUCAAGGCUGAGUCCAGAUGUGGUCUUGUUUCGAGUCAAGACUGAGUCCAAAUGUGGUCUUGUUUUGAGUCAAGACCAAGUCCAAAUGUGGUCUUGUUUUGAGUCAAGGCUGAGUCCAGAUGUGGUCUUGUUUCGAGUCAAGACUGAGUCCAAAUGUGGUCUUGUUUUGAGUCAAGACCAAGUCCAGAUGUGGUCUUGUUUUGAUUCAAGACCAAGUCCAAAUCUGGCCAUGUUUUAAGUUAAAAAGUUUGAGGUCAAGGUUUGAGUGAAAACUGAGUCCAGAUGUGGUCGAGUUUUGGACCAAGACCAAUGAAACCAAAACAGUUCUCAUUGGGUAUUAGCUUCAGCGAGUCACGAGCCAAAAAGACCGGGAACCACUGGUGUAAAGAUCCACUUUGAAUGAAUCACCAAGGUCACGGGUUCAUUUCAGGUGUUGUCACAUGUAGACAAAGUUGAAACCUUUCUCACCCAGGUGACGUAGAUUUGACGCUAACUGACCAGGAUUGUCGGGACGACGGCUCUUUAACCUGGACCUUUUGUUAGGGAUGAUUUGUACCUUCGACACUAUGCUGAGCGUCGGCUGCUCGUCUCUUUGCUCUCUUUACUGUUUCAAACUUUAAGGUCAAAGUUGCUGCAGAGGUUGAGGAGCAGCUCUCAACCCGACUGUGUAUCCAAGCAAUAUUCAUCAACACAUCCAUCACUGUCGCGUCGUAACGCCAUACGCAGACAUCGCUGCAAUAUCGCCAUCAAACCACCAACGCUCUGUUUGUAGAAACAAAGAGCUAAAAGAAACAUUUUCCUACGUACGCCUCUUUUUUUUUUUGUUUACACGCCUGCCUUUACGUUCCUGAUUUCGUCCAACCUUGUAUGUGCCAGUCAUCUCCAAGAUGGCGUCCCGUAAAUACUAAACCGAGAGGUUUGACCGCAACUUGUGUUUGAUUAUAUUUUAUGUUUUUAUAUCCGACUCGUCCUGCGGCGGGACGGGACAAAGACGUCCUUUUAUUUAUGACAGAAAUGCACUAAAUCUGAUUCAGUUCGUCUUUUCCACUACAGCUUUUUUUCUUAUACAACCUUGAACUGAUGUAUUUCUCGAAGCGGCGGUGGCGGCGGCGUCUCCAGGCGGUUUCCUUUAGACGAGUUUGUGCUCGUUUUAUAACGGCAUCUAAAUUCUGAGAAAUUCUAGUCCCGUGUAUUUAAAUCCACGUGAACAGAGAAAGCUCAGUAACAUCUGCUUUUAAGUGAUUGUACGCACCAGAAUAAUGUGCCGUGGGGUUAACGAUAAUGCUAACUGCUAGCUAGCAAUAGCAUGGCAGCAAUUUCUACUUCACUGCUUUAACUGCUACGUUAUCUGUGUCGCCGAUGCUAACUUCACUACUUUCCCCUUAUUUGAACGCGCUCUUUGGUAUCCUCAAAGCUAAAAAAUGUUUAGAGAGUAGAAGCAUCCUGUUAAGCUCCGGUUGCAUUUUGCAACCAGUUAGCUAAUCUCUGUAACCUCAUUUCCGCCAGUAAAAAAGAUCCUAUAACGACUUAGCAUCUCGAAAUACUAAUUGAGAUGCCAAGUAAUUAUUUUGAAGAAAUUUCUCGCCACAUUGUCGGACAACAACGCGGCACAGUAUAUAUUUGCUAGCGGCGUUUAACGCGGAUGUUUCAACCUUUACACUAUAAACAAGCGAAGCCGCCUGCUUGUUGAUAAAUCACGUCUGCAUUAGCGCUAAUACUUCGGCUCACCACCUCACCUGUACAUAGACGUCAAACUACAAAACAAAGAAAAAGAAUCGACUCGGUAAAGGUCAAUGUUUGGUUUGUCUGGUUGUGUUACCUCUUGUAAGCCCCGCCCACUUUAUUUAUAAACGAACGCACCCCCGUGAGGAAGACCCCGCCCCCUUCUGAAACCUGUUUUUGUAUAUUUUUCUCCGACCUCUGAAGUCCAUCCGGGUUUUAUUAUUAUGAUUUAUCAUCCAGACACAUUAUUGUUCUUGUUAUUCUAAUUAUUAUUAUUAUUAUUAUUAUUGUUAUUAUUGACUUUCUGUUGGCUGUACAGUACCGUUGUUGAAAAAUUCUACUUAAUACAGAGUCUUCUACUGUAAUGUGUCUCUUUUCAAUAAAGAUGAGAAUAAUGCUUCUUAAUAUAA
This is a messenger RNA of Sebastes umbrosus (honeycomb rockfish), 10046 nucleotides long. RefSeq names its product ArfGAP with GTPase domain, ankyrin repeat and PH domain 1 (gene agap1). The record is from RefSeq and is a predicted model, not a curated record. NCBI's taxonomy places the organism in Eukaryota, Metazoa, Chordata, Actinopteri, Perciformes, Sebastidae. Gene Ontology annotation, molecular function: GTPase activator activity; GTP binding; protein binding. Bases 727 to 4281 code for a protein of 1184 amino acids. Gene Ontology annotation, cellular component: nucleus. The transcript is spliced from 20 exons.